AAUAAUUCUCAAAAAUGGAGAUAAAUAAGCAUCAAAAAAGCAUCUAUUCGAUUACCAAGGAAGGAGCUGAACCCAAUGCAACUUCCUUUAACUAUCUUUUUACAAGUAACAAUGAGUGCAAAAAUCUUAUCAAGAAUUAUGAGGAUCUGAAUGAAUGUGAACUUGGGGAUGGAGAAUUUUCUUCCGAAGGUUUUCAUAACCAUCCAGUUUCCAACCCACUUGGAAAAAAUAAGCUACUCGCUGAUAAAGGUGGCGUCAAAUAUGAGGACUGGGAUGAAUUUGGCUAUGAACCAUUCCCUUUUGAAGAUCUAGCUAAACCUCAGAAGGAGGGUAAUCAGAACAGGCGUUAUUUAACUAUUGAAGAUAAAAACCUUGAUGAUUUUUCUAGCCUUUCUAUUAAUCCGAAGAAAAGAGUAUCAAGAGGUAAACAUAGUCAUACGCAUAUUUUACCGAAGAAGAAUUUUUUAUUGAUCCAGGGAGUUGACUCUUCCCAGAUACUUAAAAACCUCCUUAAUAUUGGCCAUUGCUAAUUUUACCUACUUAAAUAUGAAUUUUUCUAUUUAG
Molecule: messenger RNA, 564 nt
Organism: Moneuplotes crassus
Lineage: Eukaryota; Ciliophora; Spirotrichea; Euplotida; Euplotidae
Source: the annotation of a GenBank genome assembly